AUGAUUCAAAUCACUUUUAAAACUGUCACCAACCAGGUCUUUUCUCUCGAGUUGGAACCCACCGAUACUAUUGCUGCUGUGAAGGCAAAGAUUGAAGCUGAGCACAAGCACCCAGUCGCCCUACAAAAAGUCAUAUUUGCUGGCAAAGUCCUGGCAGAUGAAAAGACAAUGGCUGAUUUGGGUGUCAAGGACAAGGAUCUGAUGGUGUUGAUGGUAUCAAAGCCAAAAGCCGCUACAUCAUCAUCAUCCGCAGCUGCUCCUGCUCCUGCUCCAGUCGCUGCAGUCCCAGCUCCAACCACUACCACAACAACCCCCGCUGCUGCAGAUUUAACACCAACAACCACCACCGCACCUUCAACUACACCAGUCGCUGCCGCUCCAGCAGCUGCCGAUACAGCUUUUGCUGGUUUGGCAACUGGAGGUGCCCUCCAAAGUGCCAUAACCAGCCUAAUGGAAAUGGGAUAUACAAGGGAAGAAGUCAUGAGAGCCAUGCGAGCUGCAUUCAACAACCCUGAUCGAGCAGCAGAAUAUCUAUUAACGGGCAUUCCAGAUAACAUUGCCGCAGAAAUGGCGGCCGCAGCUCCACCUGCAGGUACUCCAACAACCGGUGCUCCAGCUCCAGCUGCAGGUGCUCGUCCAGCAGCUGCCGCAACUGGUGGUACUCCAGCUCCAGCCGCUGCCGCUCCACCAGGAGGAUAUGUCAACCUGUUUGACCAAGCUGCUCAACAACAACAAGGUGGUGGAGGCGGUGGUGGAGGAGGACUUCCUGCUGCAGGUGGUGGAGGUGGUUUAGGUGCAGGCGCAGGAGGUCUAGGCCAUUUACGAAACUCGCCUCAAUUCGCUCAAAUGAGGCAACUCAUUCAACAAAAUCCUCAAUUGUUGCAACCUAUUCUACAACAAGUUGGUGCAAACAAUCCUCAGCUCAUGCAACUCAUUCAACAAAAUCCAGACGCCUUUUUACAAAUGUUGGCUGACGGAGGUGAAGGUGACGAAGCUGAAGAUGCAGCAGCUGCUGGUGGACAAGGUGGAUUUGGAAUGCCUCAAGUAGUACACAUUACACCGGAAGAAGAUGCUGCCAUCAACCGGUUGGUUGGAUUGGGCUUUGAACGUGCUAUGGCUAUUGAAGCUUUCCUCGCUUGCGAUAAGAAUGAAGAGUUAGCUGCAAAUUACCUUUUCGAUCAUAUGGCUGGUGAUGACUUUUAA
This is a messenger RNA of Synchytrium microbalum, 1203 nucleotides long. RefSeq lists its product as uncharacterized. Gene Ontology annotation, biological process: nucleotide-excision repair; proteasome-mediated ubiquitin-dependent protein catabolic process. Gene Ontology annotation, molecular function: proteasome binding; ubiquitin binding; polyubiquitin modification-dependent protein binding. The record is from RefSeq and is a predicted model, not a curated record. NCBI's taxonomy places the organism in Eukaryota, Fungi, Chytridiomycota, Chytridiomycetes, Synchytriales, Synchytriaceae. Gene Ontology annotation, cellular component: nucleoplasm; cytosol. Bases 1 to 1203 code for a protein of 400 amino acids. The transcript is spliced from 9 exons.